Fomitiporia mediterranea MF3/22 is the source of this 1204-nucleotide messenger RNA. RefSeq names its product Brix-domain-containing protein. The transcript is spliced from 6 exons. Gene Ontology annotation, molecular function: rRNA primary transcript binding; snoRNA binding. The coding region runs from base 39 to 905 and encodes 288 amino acids. Gene Ontology annotation, biological process: rRNA processing. The record is from RefSeq and is a predicted model, not a curated record. Gene Ontology annotation, cellular component: nucleolus; Mpp10 complex; small-subunit processome. NCBI's taxonomy places the organism in Eukaryota, Fungi, Basidiomycota, Agaricomycetes, Hymenochaetales, Hymenochaetaceae.
AAUUUGCCGAACAUACCCAGCGCUGACAAAACAAAAUCAUGCUCCGAAGACAAGCUCGAGAACGUCGUGAAUAUGUGUACGCCAAAUCCCGCGAGGCGCAGGAACGACAGACGUUCGAGAGGAAACGUCAGCUGCGCGAUGCACUUGCGAGCGGGAAGACUUUGCCUACGGAGUUGAGGAAGGAAGCGAAGGGUAUGGCGAAGGAUUUGGUGUUUGAUGAUGCGCAAGCUGACCCAACGACCCACAUCGAUAGUGAAUACGCUCGUGCGGGGAUACUCGACCCGAAGAUUGUAAUCACGACUUCACGCGAUCCAAGUUCGAAACUCCUGCAGUUUGCCAAGGAGAUUCGUCUUGUCUUCCCGAAUUCGCAUCGUAUCAACCGAGGGAAUUAUGUCGUUCGUGAGCUUGCGGAGGCGUGUCGAGCGAAUGAGGUGACGGACCUUAUAGUCUUGCACGAGCAUCGUGGUGUACCCGACGCAAUGAUUGUAUCUCACUUCCCUCACGGCCCAACGCUCUACCUCUCCCUACACAACGUCCAACUACGACACGACAUUGCAUCCUACAGCUCUUCAACCGUUUCCGAACAGUACCCGCACCUCAUCUUCGAGAACUUCAGCUUACAACUCGGCGAACGCGUGCGCGAUAUCCUAAAGUAUCUCUUUCCCGUACCGAAGGAGGAUAGCAAGCGUGUUAUGACCUUCGCGAAUCAGAAUGACUUUAUCUCGUUCCGACACCACGUUUUCGUAAAGACGUCACACAAAGAAGUCCAAUUAGCAGAAGUGGGCCCCCGCUUCGAGAUGAAGCCGUAUGAAAUUCGACAAGGGACGAUUGAACAGGACGAGGCUGAUCGAGAAUGGGUGCUUGCGCAUUAUACACGCACGGCGAAGAAACGGCGGAUGAUGUGAAGGCAUAUCGAGAAGAAUGAAAUGAAAUUGUGACGUUUUAUGUCUUGGGUGGGGUUCUUUACAUUCAAUGCUCGUCGAGUCCGAGGUCGACGACUUGCAGAAGACCGUGGACGCGUUCACCGAUCCCUGCGGCAAUCACUCUGUCACUCCCACCAGCAUUUGUAUUCAACCAAUUUGCACCAAUAUUGGACACGGCUAGUACGAUAAUCGACAUCUCGAGACGAAACCAAUUCGUUGCGGGCAAAGUCAAAAAGCAUUUCACACAUGAUCACCCACGCUAAUCCAAACUAAACCAUUCG